AGACAGAGGCAAAGGAAGCAAGAUCAUCCAGAUCCAUGGCGGGGGGAGGCGUGUGGGUGUUCCGGAAGGACGGGGUGAUGGAGCUGAUGAGCGCCGGGGUGCAGCCGUCGGCGGCGGCGGCGCCGAGCAAGAAGGCGCUGGUGUACGUGCCGGCGAACGAGACGAUGCGGUCACUGGAGGCGCUGGAGCAGCGGCUGGGGUCGCUGGGCUGGGAGCGCUACUACGAGAACCGAGACAUCGUGCAGCUCCACCGGCGCGACGGCGGCGUCGACCUCAUCGCGCUCCCGCGAGACUUUGCGAAGUUCCGGUCCACACACAUGUACGACAUCGUCGUCAAGAACAGGCACCACUUCAAGGUUGUCGACAUCUAGACAUGCAUCAUACAUUUACCUAGUUAUUACUUUCCCCGGCCAAGGUUGCAAGUAUGUUUUGCAAAUAAGCGCACGUGGACAAUGGUGUGCGUGUCGUUCUAUAUGAGUGUAUGUUUGUACUAGUACUACUAAUAGUUUCUGUGUAACAUAUGAUGAUGUUUUUGUA
Molecule: messenger RNA, 537 nt
Organism: Hordeum vulgare subsp. vulgare (domesticated barley)
Lineage: Eukaryota; Viridiplantae; Streptophyta; Magnoliopsida; Poales; Poaceae
Product: flowering-promoting factor 1-like protein 5
Exons: 1
Coding region: 36-371 (111 amino acids)
Biological process (GO): regulation of flower development
Source: RefSeq, a predicted model, not a curated record